AUGUUAUCGUUUAUAGAAUCAUUACUCGAUUACAUCAAAAUUGAUUUGGCCAAACACUAUUCAUCAUCGUUUACCCCUGAUAACUUUCAAUUUUUCUUAGUUAUUGGUGCGUCUCUAUUCUUUCUUUAUACCCCGACAAAAUUCCUCCUUUACGCGGUUCAAAAACCAACAAAACGGAAAGAUAGACGAAACUACCUGAGAUAUUUAACAAGAUUUGCCAACACUAUCUUCAACGCACUCGAUUACUUGAAGGAAAAUUACCUAAUGUCCAUGUACUCCAAACGCACAAAGUCCUUUCAGAAGCUGAAUUUAAGAAUACUCGGGAAACAUGCUAUGAAACAUGGAGGCAAUGUUGGAGGGUUGAUAAAUGAUGGUAACACAUGCUUUAUGAAUUGUGUAAUACAGAGCUUGGCCUCAUCCAAUGAUUUUGUCGAAUAUCUUGAUGAAAGAGUACGUUGUAUCAGUGAUAAUUACACCGAGACUAGCCAAAAUGAUACGCCAACAGCUAAUGAAGAAAGUAAUGACUCUGACAAUAAUACCGAUGAAAAAUCAAGUGCUUCUGGCUCGUUGUUCAACCGUUUAGGAUUAUCAUCAUCUUCCAACUCCUUGUCUGAGGAGAAAAAGAAACAUUUCAUCUACUCUUUGAGUAUGAUGUUAACAAAGUUGAAUUCGAAGCACGGGAAUACCAAUUCUGAUUAUAACCUCGCACCUCUUGCCAAGAAAAUGUCCAACGGUUUUGAAAAGCACAGUUUCUUAGGGUAUAAUCAAGAAGAUGCCCAGGAGUUUUUCCAAUUAGUUCUAUCUAAUAUAGAAAAAGAUUCUAAGACAAUCACUCCAGAAACAAGUGAUAAUAAGGAGAAAACUGUUAGCCUUACAAGAGAUGAUUUGGACAAACUUAACAGUAAUGUCGAUGGGCUUCUGAACUUUUAUAUUCCCGCAAUCCAAAUAGAUCCAUCAUUAGAAAAUGUCGAUCAAACGGCUUUCAAGUAUAAGUUUUUGACCCCGGCAGAUGGUUUGACUGUCGAAAGAAUCGGUUGUUUGAAAUGUGGUGAGACCGGUGGAUUACGUUAUUCCGUCAGCAGCGGUCUUAGUUUGUCGCUUCCAGAAAACUCUUCUUACAAGUCCAUAGAAUUGGAUUCUUUAUUGUCUAACUAUAUUAGUGAAGAGAUUAUUGAAGGAGUGGAGUGCGACCGUUGCAGUCUUGAAUACGUGGUUGAGUUUCUUACUAAAGAAUUGGAAUCUGAAAAUACUCCAGAAUUUUUAAAGACCAAAUAUCUCGAAAGAAUCGACGCUAUUAAAAAAGAAUUAGCCAAACCUAUCAUCAGCGAUGAAGUGGCAAAAAUUAAUAAAAGUAAAAACAUUAGAGAAAAGGGGAAAAAAUCUAAGCAGGCCUACAUUUCUAAACCUUCUGCUUACUUGUCUUUGCAUAUUAAUAGAUCUGUGUUUGAUUAUUCUACUGGAUACAUUAGGAAGAAUAAUUGCUCUAUUGAUUUCCCAACAAAGUUAGAUUUGAACAAAUAUGUUGCCAGCUACGAUGAUGUCAACCUUGAUGCUAGACUAUCAAUGAGAAAGCAAGACGAUUUGAUAAAGGCGAAAUAUGAAGCUAUGGGGCAUAAACUAGUCGGCGAAGAUUUGGAUGAUGUGCACAGUCCAAGCGCUACCGAAAGUUUGAAAAGUAGUGAAAGUGAAAUUUUUGAAGAAACUACCGGAAUAGCUGAUUCAGUAUCUGAUAUCGAAGACAUCAAAGUUGAUGAUGAGGCAAAGCAAAUGAAACAAGGAUCCAAUAAUAGUAAUCCUUCCAGCUCCUCAAAAAUUGAAGAGUUGGAACAGCAGAUAUCCAGUUUCUAUAAACCCGAGCUUGUUUACAAUUUGAAAGCGGUUAUCGUGCACUAUGGAACACAUAAUUAUGGUCAUUAUAUUGCUUUCCGUAAAUAUCGUGGCACUUGGUGGCGCAUAUCUGAUGAAACCGUUGAAGUUGUUGAUGAGCAACAAGUUUUAUCAACUCCAGGGGUGUUUAUGUUAUUUUAUGAAAAGCCGAAUGAGAAAGAUUCACAAUACGAAUUUGACUUAGAAUCUCUUGACAAUGAUGACCCAGAGUCGCAUUUGGAUGUGGAAAUUGACCCUCAAGCUUUGCAAAGAGUUAAAUUGGAUGGACCAAGUGAUACCAGCAGCUGCGAAAGUGACAGUGAUAGUGACAAUGAUAGUGACAAUGAUAGUGAAAGUGAUGACGAGAUUACCGAGGCAGAAAAACUUGAAGCAGAAAAAGAGCAAAGCAUGGCGAUUGCCACUAUUGGAAUCUGA
Molecule: messenger RNA, 2301 nt
Organism: Saccharomycopsis crataegensis
Lineage: Eukaryota; Fungi; Ascomycota; Saccharomycetes; Ascoideales; Saccharomycopsidaceae
Gene: UBP1
Product: ubiquitin-specific protease UBP1
Exons: 1
Coding region: 1-2301 (766 amino acids)
Biological process (GO): protein deubiquitination
Cellular component (GO): nucleus; cytosol
Molecular function (GO): cysteine-type deubiquitinase activity
Source: RefSeq, a predicted model, not a curated record